Messenger RNA from Macrosiphum euphorbiae (potato aphid), 516 nucleotides. Lineage: Eukaryota; Metazoa; Arthropoda; Insecta; Hemiptera; Aphididae. The record is from the annotation of a GenBank genome assembly.
AUGUGCAUUGAGAAACAACUGAACUUACCGGGCGUGUGUGUUUGGGACGGAAUUCACACCACAGGGUUAGUCGGGCUGUACUUUUUUGACAACACUGUCACUGGGCAAACGUACCUAGAUAUGCUGGAGGACCUACGUGGGCAGAUGGAUGAAGACCCUGAACUGACAAGCAUUGUCCAUUUCAUGCAAGACGGCGCCCCACCGCACUACGCGCUCAUUGUGCGUCAGUUUCUAGAUGUGUGUUUCGGUGAUUGGAUUGGUAGGCGUGGAAAAAUUGAGUGGCCAGCACGAUUCUGUGACCUAACACCCUGCGAUUUCUUUCUCUGGGGCCUACUGAAGGAUCGCGUCUUUUCCAGGAAUCCGCUCACGCUCCCAGACUUAAAAAAAAUCAUCGAGGAAGAAUUUGACGAACUCCGGACACAGGUCGAAAUCCUGCGCCGCACAUGCGGUUCUGUGGACUCUCGUUGCCGCAGUUGCAUCGAAAAAGAUGGUCAUCAGUUCGAGCAUACCCAGUGA